UCCGGCUGUGCAGAGAGAGCUUUCGGAGGGAUUUGUGCUCAGCAUCCCUCUCCCUCCUGCUCCCCAUCCCUGGCCGCGGAUAGGGAGGAUCUGAGAACCAGCAAAAUACUUCUAUUUUUAAUUUUUUAAUUUUUUUUGGGGGGGGUGGAGGAGGAAAGAAAUGUGGAAAAAGCCUUUUUGUGCUGUGGAUGUGUGUGCUGUGCCAUGGCUGUGGUCAUCUCGUACACGGGAAAUGCAGAGCCCAGCAGAGCAAGCAGCAGCUGUUUCAGCCGGGCCGGGCACGGGAUGUGGCUUGGAUCUGCUGCCAUCCUUCAGCAAGGGGCCAGGGACCGCUUCGUCCUGUGGUUUCGGGAGGGUUUCAUCCGGCAGCCUGCAAGGUGAGGGGACAGUUCAUCCUCCUGCAUCUGUGUCCUGCUGCCUCUGUGCUCUUCUCCACCUCCAAGCACGCUCCACGUCCGUGCUUCUUUUCCAAGGCGAGAAGAUUUGGGAUUGUGCUUGCUCAUCCUUGUUCUGAGAAUCUUAAGGCUUGAACCAAGGGACAAAGGCUCCCCCUUCUUAUUUGCACCAUUCAGGCUGGAAGUAAGUUAAUUCAUUUAAUUUGUGCCCCAGGUGUGUGCCAUCAAGGCACAGGAGGGAAGAAAAGCAUCUCGGUGCCUCUUUUGCUCAUGCUCAAAUAACUCCAUGAGGUCCUGGCUGUUCUUUGCUCCUGCCUCCCACGGGGCUGUGCAGCGGGGUGCCGUGCCAUGGGGUGCUUUGCAGUGCGGUGAGGUGCUGGGCUGUGCAAUGCACACCCAACUUUGACAGUGGCCAUGCACCUGGAGAGCUGCAACGUGAUGCUUCAGGCCCCCAAGCUGCGCCAUCGGAGCAUCUCCAUGCACGGACCCAAGCUCUGCACCAGCACCUGGACCUCUGCGCCUCCCCAGGGUGCUGUGUCUGGAGGAAGAGCAUCACCAGAGUGGGUGUGGGCCAGAGCCAAGGGAGGUGACUGCCCCGAAGACCACAGCACCGCUCGAGGCCUCAUUUCCUUUGUGGCCACAGCAUCGCCGAUGCCUUGGCGGAGAGCUGGAGGCUGUCCGGCGUGGUGGCUGCAGCCUUCGUCACCGUGGCUCUGGGCGAUGGAGGAUGAGGAGGGCUACACCAUGCUGAAGUUUGGGGCGAAACGCAGCACCCCACAGAGGAAGCAAGGCAGUGGGAUGGCAGCUGCAGUUUCCUGUUCAUCUGCGGUGCCGUCGUGGGGCCGGAUGGAGACACCUUGCUCCCCCCAUCCCCUCUGCCCCAUGACACAGCUGGGCUGUGAGGGUGGGCACGAUCCAGGCUCAUCUCAUCCCACAGGAUCCCCUCGAUGCCAGUACCUGGUCGCCAGCACCGGAUGGGCUUUGAGCACUGGUUUGGCUAUAGCAGUGAUAACCCUGGGGCUGAGAGUCUGGCAAUUGCAUGGCUCAGGACAGUGCUAUGUGACUCUCAACACAUCAGCCACCGAUGCUGAAAACUGGGAGAAUGGAUGCAGAGGCUGCCUGGAGAGAUUUCAGCUCCAGCUGAAAACAGCCCUGUGCAACGCACCCGAGAUGGAUGGCAGAGAGUGCCGGCUGUGUCCCCGGGACUGGUUGCAGCACGGGAACUGGUGUUACUGGGUGUCCCACGAGAGCCGGGACUGGCAGAGGAGCCGGGACGACUGCGCCCAAAAGGGCUCUGCCCUCUUCAUCAUCCGGAACCGGGAGCAGAUGGUGCUCCAGGAUGUCACGCAGGGAAGGGGCUACGUCUGGAUCGGGCUGGCGGUGACAGGGGCCAAAGGCACCUGGACGUGGCUGGAUGGCUCCGUGCUGGACACCAAGCAUGCAAUUACAACCAGAGAGAACUGUAAAAGGAAGCUGGCUUGAAGCCUGUGAUCCCAAGAAGCUCCAAGAAACUCCGGCAUCCUCUAAGGUGGUCGAAAAACCACCACUUUCAGGUAAAGAAAAAUCCCAAAUAACAAUACCACGGGCCUGACCCUGUCCUCCUGGGCAGGUUCCUCUCUGUGGGCUUCUCCACAAGCCCUUGGUGCGCCGCAGCCAGAUGCUUUCGCAUCCCUCCUGAAGGCGAACGUCCUCUUAUGCCACGAGCAGAGCUGCUCCUCCUCUCCGCCUCCUUCCAGCCCCAAGAGCUUCAGCUUCUCCGCUAAAUGCUCCAGGUGGAGUUUGGGCUGGAAAUUCCCCUUCCUGAGGUGGUUUCGGUGGCUGAUGGCCUCGGCAUCUCCGAGCCUUCCUCGCUCUGGACAGGAUUUGGCCGUGCCACCUCCGCAGCUCAGGUGCUCAGGAUCUGGCCGAUGCUUCGGGGCGAUGUGGUGGGCGCCUUCCUCUCCCCUUUCCCUUGCUCGAGAAGCAGCUGAAGCCAUGGGAGCAUCUCCAGCCUCUUCCCUUUCCCUUCUCCUCGCCACCUGUACUGGGGUGAAAACACAAAAGGUCUCGGCACGGGUGGAGGAAGGAGAAGCAGUGGAGGGAGGCUCAAAACUCUUCUAGAAGGUGAUUUUUGGAAGGGAUGGAUCGUCUGCUAGCAAGCCCUUUUUUUUUUUUUUGUCUUUUGCUACUGAUGUGGAUGUUAACAUCUGUCUUUCAGGCAUCUGGUAUGAGCUUCAUUUUACGUAAGUCUCCAUCACCAGCCUCAGAUUGGUGUCUCCAGUCCCGGGGGGGCUAAAGAAGGAUCCAAGCAUCCCACCCACCACCAUAAACAGACAUUUCAACCCAAAAAGUUCAGGUUCUAACCUGCUGUUUGUGCCUUCUCCUCCUUUGCAGUCCGCUAGGAGAGACCUUGGUGCAAUCUUCCCAUGGGAGCAGAAGCCAAGCUGCUUUCAAGGCAGAAAGGCAAUGGGACAGCCAGCAAGACACCAAUUCCUCACAAACCCUAUGUCAAAGGUGAAAACUACCUCAAAUUUCUAACUAUCCCGAAAAAAAUACAGAGCCUGGAGCCUCCUGCAGCAACACGACUCCCCUUGUUGUCAGGUUAACCCACCCAGAUGGACCACGCAGGGUGCAAACCCAAUUUUUAUCCAUCCCUGGAAGAACAUCUCAGCAAUGCCAGGGUGGGUGACAGCUUCGCCAUGAAUGUCCCCAAAAAGACCCUUACCUGUUAGGCAGCAAAACGAGAUCCCUGAAGAUUUUUUUAAAGCGUGGGGUGAUUUAACCCACAGGGCUCUUCUACGGUGGGUUAGCACAGGCUGUGUGAGCUCACAGGCGGAUCACAUGUGGGACAGAGGGAAAUAUCAGCCCUAUUUAAGGAAACACGGAGAGGAAUGUGCUGCCUGGUGUCUCCCUGCCAGGGAAAGGCUCAUAUAUGACCCCUCUGUCAGAUCGGUGUCUCCAACGGAGAAUUUGGCUGGAUAAAGCUUCAGAUAAAAUGCUUUGUCAUUUUUGGCGAUGGGAAUAAAUGUCUUUUCGAGAGAGAUGGGGUGUUGGCAGCACAGCAACCAUCCAAGCUCGACCACCUCCUAGGGGCUCAGCACCCACCAGUAGCACAACACUCACCUAACAAGCAGCUUUUUUAUCCCAUUUUCCAGCCUCUUUCAUGGGUUACAAAUGGCCCAGGAACUCCUUCCUAAAUUGCAAUUUUGGAUUACAUCAAAAACAAUCUCACAAACUCACACCUAAGUCGCUGCUGCUUCUCCAAAUGUGGCUGCUCCUUGGUGGCAUUUGCCACAUUGAUAGUUAAUUCCUUUAAAAAAGAACCUUUUUAUCAUGUUUAUUUCUGCUUCAAAGUAGGGAGGAAUGGUAUUUUUGGCUGCUUCACUGUGUGCUCUUAAGUUUUUAUAUUAUCAUCUUCAGGUCCUCAGCCACAUGGUCUGUCCCUCCCCUCCCUCUUCCCCUUGCAUGUGUCCUCUCCUGUCUACUCCAUGCCAGUGCCACCACACCUAUGGGUUGCAAGGGCAAUAAUGAAGGUUUCUGGCCCAAAAAGCAGUAGAAAGAGAAAUUCAAAGCAUAGGGCUGAGAGCCUGGGAUGCUCUGGCCAUUACCCAUAGGUGGGAGAAGGCAGCAAUCCCCUAACCUUGCCUGUUCCCAUGAUAUGAUCCAUAGCAAAUUUCCCAUUUUUAUUUUUGUCAUACUUUUAUUCUUUCACUUUAUUUUUUACCUUUUAAUUUUUACCCUUUUAUUCUUUUACUUCUUAUAUUUUUAUAUUUUUACUUUAUUGUUCAAUUUUCAUUAUUAAUCUUUAUAUAUAUAUUUAUUUUUUUUUUACAUUUUUGGUUUUCUUUGCUUUUUGGGGCAGAUGCUGCAAGGAGAAGCCAUACGGGCUGCAGGCAUCAUCCAAGAAGACCUGGAGAUGCCCAUACCGAACCAGCUACAAAAAGAAAUCAAAUCCUCCAGAGAGUCUCAAGUGGUUUAUUGUGAGCUGGUACCUACCAGUUGCCCAUCCCAUGGUGGGGCAAAAGACAAGAUUUAAUUUAAUUUUAUUUUUUUACAGGUGGCUAAGAAUGAGCAGACAUUAAAGAGGAAUUCAUCGGUGUUGUUAAAGUGCAGUGAAAGGUAAAGACCUUGCUUCCUCCAAGCUCCAGUGGCUUUGGUGAUGUCCCUAAUUGCCCGCCUCCCAUCACAGCUGGCCCCACAAUGAUCUCAAGCACUGGUUUGACCUCCCCACGACUUUUAGGGCUCCCAGUACCUCACUGGGAGCUUCAUGGCAAGAUGAACAAGGAACACGAGGGUCAUCGGACCAGCGAGAGGGAGCCCAGCUCCACCCAGAACCAAGGCCGGAUCCGCUCCCCGGCGAAGGAGGCUGGAGGAAAAGUGAAGAUGGGGACUUUGUUCUCAACGUCAAAAAACGCCACCUCCCCCCACUCGUAGUCUAGAGAGAUGCGGAUCUUUUUGGGGACCCGUGGCAGGUUCAGGAGGGUCGGAGGGGAGGUGAGGGCUCGGUUCUUGAAUCCCCAUUGCUGCACGGCCCAGAUCCCUUCUUCGGGAUUAAAACUAACGGGUCCC
Molecule: messenger RNA, 4943 nt
Organism: Anas platyrhynchos (mallard)
Lineage: Eukaryota; Metazoa; Chordata; Aves; Anseriformes; Anatidae
Source: RefSeq, a predicted model, not a curated record